This is a messenger RNA of Mesocricetus auratus (golden hamster), 4702 nucleotides long. It is a transcript of the gene Map4k3, whose product is annotated as mitogen-activated protein kinase kinase kinase kinase 3. The transcript is spliced from 37 exons. The record is from RefSeq and is a predicted model, not a curated record. Gene Ontology annotation, biological process: protein phosphorylation. The coding region runs from base 205 to 3063 and encodes 952 amino acids. Gene Ontology annotation, molecular function: MAP kinase kinase kinase kinase activity; ATP binding. Lineage: Eukaryota; Metazoa; Chordata; Mammalia; Rodentia; Cricetidae.
GUGGGUGUGACCCGGCUCCGCGCGGCGGCGGGGGGGCGGGGACGCCGGGCGGCUCGUCGUGGUCGGCGGCGGCCGCGCCGUGCAGCCGGGCGAUUGUGACCGGCGGCGGAGCCGGGCUGCCGCGGGCGCUCCCUCCGUGCGGCCCCCCCUGAGCGCCCCCCCUCCCCGGGUCGGGAGGGAGGCGGGGGGCACCCGGGGCCCGCCAUGAACCCCGGCUUCGACCUGUCCCGCCGGAACCCCCAGGAGGACUUCGAGCUGAUCCAGCGCAUCGGCAGCGGCACCUACGGCGACGUCUACAAGGCACGGAAUGUUAACACUGGAGAAUUAGCAGCAAUUAAAGUGAUAAAAUUGGAACCAGGAGAAGACUUUGCGGUUGUACAGCAAGAAAUCAUUAUGAUGAAAGACUGCAAACACUCAAACAUUGUUGCUUAUUUUGGAAGCUAUCUCAGGCGAGAUAAACUUUGGAUCUGCAUGGAGUUCUGUGGCGGUGGGUCCUUACAGGACAUAUAUCAUGUAACUGGACCCCUCUCAGAACUGCAGAUUGCAUAUGUUAGCAGAGAAACACUACAGGGAUUGUAUUAUCUUCACAGUAAAGGAAAAAUGCACAGAGAUAUAAAGGGCGCUAACAUUCUAUUAACGGAUAACGGUCAUGUGAAAUUAGCUGAUUUUGGAGUUUCUGCACAGAUAACAGCUACAAUUGCCAAACGGAAGUCCUUCAUUGGUACCCCAUAUUGGAUGGCCCCAGAAGUUGCAGCCGUUGAGAGGAAAGGAGGGUAUAAUCAGCUGUGUGACCUCUGGGCAGUGGGCAUCACUGCCAUCGAGCUGGCUGAGCUCCAGCCACCCAUGUUUGACCUUCACCCCAUGAGGGCAUUGUUUUUAAUGACGAAAAGCAAUUUUCAGCCUCCUAAACUAAAAGAUAAGUUAAAGUGGUCACAUAGUUUCCAUCAUUUUGUGAAGAUGGCGCUUACCAAAAAUCCAAAAAAAAGACCCACUGCAGAAAAGCUACUACAGCACCCCUUUGUCACCCAGCCACUGACAAGGUCUUUGGCAAUAGAAUUGCUGGAUAAAGUGAAUAAUCCAGAUCAUUCCACAUACCACGAUUUUGAUGACGAUGACCCUGAGCCUCUUGUUGCUGUACCACAUAGAAUUCCUUCAACUAGUAGAAAUGUGAGAGAAGAAAAAACACGCUCAGAGAUAAACUUUGGCCAGGUAAAAUUUGAUCCUCCCUUACGGAAGGAAACAGAGCCACAUCAUGAACUUCCCGACAGUGAUGGUUUUUUCGACAGUUCAGAAGAAAUAUACUACACUGCAAGAUCUAAUCUGGAUCUACAAUUAGAAUAUGGACAAGGACACCAAAGUAGUUACUUUUUAGGUGGAAACAAGAACUGUAUUCUAUAUAACGAGUCAUUGGCAAGGAGUCUUCUAAAGUCUGUUGAAGAAGAAUUACAUCAGCGAGGACACGUGGCUCACUUAGAAGACGAUGAAGGUGAUGAUGAUGACUCUAAACGUUCAACCAUGAAAGCAAAAGUCCCGCCUCCUCUGCCACCAAAGCCUAAAUCCAUCUUCAUACCCCAGGAUACACAUUCUGCUGAGGAUGGUAAUCAAGGGACAAUCAAGAGAUGUCCCUCAUCAGGGAGCCCAGCAAAGCCAUCCCACGUUCCACCUAGACCACCUCCCCCCAGACUACCCCCACAGAAGCCUGCUGCCUUAGGAAACGGAGUGAGCUCCUUCCAGCUAAAUGGUGAGCGAGACGGAUCAUUACAUCAGCAACAGAGUGAGCAUAGAGGCACAAACCUCUCCAGAAAAGAGAAGAAGGAUGUACCAAAGCCAAUUAGUAAUGGUCUUCCCCCAACACCUAAAGUGCAUAUGGGAGCAUGCUUUUCAAAGGUUUUUAAUGGCUGUCCCUUGAAAAUCCACUGUGCCACAUCCUGGAUAAACCCAGACACGAGAGGGAACUUUAGAAAAAGUAGCUGCAGACUCUGCCAGUCAGUCACACCCUCUGAUCAGUACUUGAUAUUUGGUGCUGAAGAGGGCAUUUAUACCCUUAAUCUCAAUGAACUUCAUGAAACAUCAAUGGAACAGCUGUUCCCCCGCAGGUGUACAUGGUUAUACGUGAUGAACAAUUGCUUACUAUCUAUAUCUGGUAAAGCCUCUCAGCUUUAUUCCCAUAAUUUACCAGGGCUUUUUGAUUAUGCAAGACAGAUGCAGAAGUUACCUGUAGCGAUUCCAGCACACAAGCUCCCCGAUAGAAUACUGCCAAGGAAAUUUGCUGUAUCAGCAAAAAUCCCCGAAACCAAGUGGUGUCAGAAGUGCUGUGUGGUAAGAAAUCCUUACACGGGCCAUAAAUACCUGUGUGGAGCACUUCAGACUAGCAUUGUUCUAUUAGAAUGGGUUGAACCAAUGCAGAAAUUUAUGUUAAUUAAGCACAUAGACUUUCCGAUGCCAUGUCCACUCCGGAUGUUUGAGAUGUUGGUGGUCCCUGAGCAGGAGUAUCCUCUGGUUUGUGUUGGGGUCAGCAGAGGGCGAGACUUCAACCAAGUGGUUCAAUUUGAGACCGUCAAUCCAAACUCUACCUCGUCAUGGUUUACAGAAUCAGAGUCAAGUGUGGUGGUACACACCUGUAAUCCCAGCACUUCGGAGGUGGAGGCAGGAAGAUCAGGAGUUCGAGACCAAUCUCAGCUACAUAAUACACCACAGACAAACGUCACCCAUGUAACCCAGCUGGAGAGAGACACCAUUCUUGUGUGCUUGGAUUGUUGUAUAAAGAUAGUGAAUCUCCAAGGAAGAUUGAAAUCCAGCAGGAAAUUAUCGUCAGAACUCACCUUCGAUUUCCAGAUAGAAUCCAUAGUUUGUCUACAAGACAGUGUGCUUGCUUUCUGGAAACAUGGUAUGCAAGGUAGAAGCUUUAGAUCUAAUGAGGUAACACAAGAAAUUUCAGAUAACACAAGAAUUUUCAGACUCCUUGGAUCUGACAGAGUUGUGGUUUUGGAAAGUAGGCCAACUGAUAACCCAACAGCAAAUAGCAAUUUAUACAUCUUGGCGGGUCAUGAAAACAGCUACUGAAGACAUGGUGUUCUUGACAGUGAUGUGUAGAGACAGUGACCUGGCCACUGCAGCACUCGUGGAUGCGUGGAGCUAUGCAGAAGUUGCAGGCACCUGGCUUCAGUUCCUUCUAAUUUAUUGUGGCAUGAGACAGAUGGGAGAAGUUUUUGUUUAAGUGGUAUGAUAUAUUUAGCAUAUUGAACCACACAAGUGCUUAAUUCAUUGUUAUGUAAUCUUUGUACAUAUAAGCAGUAUUUUUCUGUGAAACUUUAUUUGCUGAAGACAUACACUAAGAAUUGAUGUAGAUAAUGUACUUUUAUGAGAUGUAAAAGUGUCUUAUCUGUACAGAUGUAAAUGUUGAUUAAAUUGCAACUGGGGUUAAUAUUUUAAGAAUUCUUUAGUAUAUCCUUGGGUGUGGUUAUAUCACAAAAUGGGAUGCUGGCAAUGAAACGACAUUAACACUAUUGUAUUUUUAUUAUAUGUAAUUUAGUAAUAUGGAUAUAAAUCUUGUAACUUUUAAAAUGGUAACAAGCUGUAAUCAUUUUGUAAUCUUGUUUUUAAUUUUAAUGCAAGUGCACUGGUAUUUCUCCUUGCACAGAGUAUUGAUCUGUGAUGUACUGAGUCACGGGGAAAGCUGUGACGCCGUGAAUAUGCAUUUGGCUCCACAACAACUUUUUUUACAUGUGUUUGGAUCAUUUUCUAUGUGAAACAAGCCAAUUAACCACCUGUUGUAGUAACUGAUCCUUUUUGUAUUUAAGCAGAAUCGUGUAAGAUUGCUUGUCUGUGCUUAGGAUACACCUUUGAAAAAAGCUUCAAUCACCGAGUGGCGGUACCGUGAUAGAACACUGCCGUUGUCGUCUGGGUACAGUGUGCACCAAGACUACACUAGCACUGUUAAAGAGUUCACACUAGACAUUUCACAUCAUCACACUGAAACAAUGUCACAUUCCAGAGUGAAGUGAUCACAUUUCUCAUGGAACUUUUACUUUUGUUGGCCUUAUUUUAUCAUCACUUUCAUAUUUCUUUUGAUUUAGAAUAUUAAUACUGGCCAAAAUAAUUUAGUUUCUACCUCAUAUAAACAUUACAGUGGUUACUACACAUCACAGGAGCUUAGUUUGGUUAAAAUCAUCUUUGAUUGGUUUUUUCCAAUGGAAUGUAUCUAUCUUAUCAAUAAGAUAGAUAUCAAGUUGUAGCAAAAUGCACACUUAUGGCUCUUUUUGGUAUAUGUUCUUUAUAUUUUGAUGUGAGUAUGUAUACACUAAGAACAAACUAAAUUGUGAUUUAUGCUUUUCAUUUAUUUUAAUUGAUAAUGGUUUUAAAUAUGUUCCUGAUUGUAUAUACUGUAAAAUAAACAUGUUUUUUAACAUGCUGUUGAGUAGUUGUUUCUCAUCUGGCUUAACAGUGUUAAGGAGAAAUGCUUUGUUUUGCACUUAAGUCUUAAAUAUCCAAGUGCCCCCUAAAGAGUCGUCAUUAUUUGAUUUAUAUUUUUAAUAUAAUAUUCCCACAUUUGAGAAAAAGGCAUCUUUUGUAGAAUCUUGGAUUCUGUCAGGAAAAUCCAACACUCAUAGUAUUUUGGUUAGAGCAAGAGUUGACAUUACUAUCUUAAUCAUAUCUAGCCCACCCCCCUGUUCUGAUCAAUAAAGUUUUAUGAGAACACGCA